This is a messenger RNA of Boeremia exigua, 1951 nucleotides long. Its product is annotated as major facilitator superfamily domain-containing protein. Bases 304 to 1791 code for a protein of 495 amino acids. Gene Ontology annotation, biological process: transmembrane transport. The transcript has 2 exons. Gene Ontology annotation, cellular component: membrane. NCBI's taxonomy places the organism in Eukaryota, Fungi, Ascomycota, Dothideomycetes, Pleosporales, Didymellaceae. The record is from RefSeq and is a predicted model, not a curated record. Gene Ontology annotation, molecular function: transmembrane transporter activity.
CUCGGUCAGCCCCGAUCUCGCCGCAUCGGCAGGGUUUUCCGCACCUCGUAGCGAACACCAGCGCGGGAGAUUCUGGGGUAUGGGGGAGUCCAUGCUUCCCCAUAGACCCCACGUCUGAAGUCGACGCCAUCGUGUGUUUGGCAAGCAUUGGCAGCACAUCGGACACUCAACCAACCAUGACGACUGAUCACCACUGGGGCGUAUAAAGCCAUUGAACAUCCCCAAGGGUUACUUUCUAUCUGCAAGUCAGUCGCCCGAUCCUGACAAGAGCACCAAUACCUCAAUCUUGGAUCGUCCUUCAUCAUGACCCAUCAAGAUUCUUCGUCUGUUUCGAAACCAAGCGCGGAGAUUGUCAAGAUCGAGCGCGCUGCUCCUGAAGAUGCUUCCGUUUGGAUUCAACAAUACCCUCUCAUCCGUGACAAGUCUCCCGAAGAACUGGCAGCUCUCAACAAAUCUGUGCUGAGAAAAUUGGAUUGGAAGUUCCUACCGUGCAUUACAUUGAUGCUGCUCAUGAACUACCUUGAUCGUAUAAAUGUAUCCAAUGCUCGUCUCGCCGGCAUGCAGGAAGACCUUCACAUGACAGACGUCGAAUGGUCUGCCGGAAUCUCUCUCUUCUAUGUCGGCUACAUCAUUUCUCAGGUCCCCGGCAACGUCAUCAUCGCAAAAUCCUCCCCCCGAGUCAUCAUGCCAUGCAUCAUGCUAGCGUGGUCGGCCGUCACGAUUGCUAUGCCAGCCGUCACACGACCAUGGGGCUUCAUGCUCUGCCGCUUCCUUGUUGGUGUUACAGAAGGUCCAUUCCUGCCUGUUGUCGCACUGAUGACAUCGUCGUGGUACACCAAGGAAGAGUCACCUCUACGCAUGGGUAUUUGGCAUGCUGGUAACAUUAUUUCGAAUGUUUUCUCAGGUCUGCUAUCUGCAGGUAUCUUGACCAACAUGGACAAUAUUGCUGGCCUCCACUCAUGGCAAUGGUUCCUGCUGCUCGAAGGAAUCGCUUCGAUCCUUGUCGCAAUCCUUGGAUUCUGGAUGCUGCCCAAUUUCCCAAACAACACUGGCACAUAUUACUUCACCGAAGAAGAGCAACAGAUUUCUCAGUAUCGUGUGCUUGUUUCGGCUGGUGGUAUAUCAGAAGAUGAGGAGGGCGAUAUGGUCGCAGGUGUCUGGAUGGCGGUCAAGGACCCCUUCACAUGGUUCUUUGCUGGCAUGCACUUCUCCCUCAUCAUUGCUCAAAGCUUCAAGGACUUCUUCCCUUCCAUCAUGGCAACACUUGGCUUCGGCAAGGUCGAGACAUAUCUUGUCCAGGCACCGCCUUAUGUCAUCGCCUACAUUGUCACGCUUGUUGUAUCCUGGUCCUCUGGUCGCAUGCUCGAACACUGCUGGCAUAUUGUUGCUUGUAUCUCCGUCACACUUGCUGGUGCUGUUCUGAUGGUUUCGACUCUGAACGUCGGCGCCCGCUACUUCUCCUUGAUCUUGCUCUGCUCGGGCCCAUUCGUUGGUCUCAACAUUCAACUUUCAUGGGAGACCACGGUUGUUCCCCGCCCGCGAACCAAGCGCGCUGCACUCAUUGCCAUCGCCAACUGCGUCUCGAGCGUCUCGCAUUGGUUCAGCCCAUACUUCUUCUUGCGUUCGCAAGAGCCCAGGUACCAGAUGGGUGGAGGUAUUAUUAUCGCCGGUUGCGGUCUGACCAUCGUUUUCUGUCUCCUUGCCAGAUUCUGGUGCAUUCGCAAGAACAAGGCACUUGAUCGCGAAGAGGAACGCACUGGAGAUGUCACGACUUGGCGCUUUGCGACUUGAAGUGCGAGCCAAUCCUGUAGAAGACAAGAUGCUUCGAACGCUCAGAGCUUAAAGUCGAGUAUACUCUCGCAGUGUCUGCGUUCUCUCUUGAUUGUAUUCAGUAGGAACUACUAUGCGUACAGAAAUAGUUUACUAUUAAUGAUUAUCACUGCAAGAUGUC